AAUCACCUCUGGGUUUUUUAUUUUUUGCUAAACAAUCCAAAAACCACCGAAAAUUCUGAAAAAAAAAAGGUUUUUCUUAGUUUUUGUUAUAAAAUUUUGUAAAUAAGUGAUUUUUUUUUCUUCACUGAUGUGCGCUAAUGAGGCUGCAGUGAUGGGCACUGAUGAGGAGGCACUAAUGGGCACUGACAUGUGGCAUUGAUGUGCACUGGUAGGCACUGAUAUGUGGCAUUGAUGAGCACUGACAG
This is a messenger RNA of Staurois parvus, 245 nucleotides long. Lineage: Eukaryota; Metazoa; Chordata; Amphibia; Anura; Ranidae. The record is from the annotation of a GenBank genome assembly.